GUGACCCGGAAGUCGAGGCUGGAGAAGGGAGCAGUGCUUCCGGGUAGGAGUGAGGUGACCCUGGCUGCUGCAGUCACCUGCGGUGGAGCACCCAUGGGGGCCCACCUGGUCCGACGCUACCUUGGCGAUGCCUCGGUGGAGCCCGACCCCCUGCAGAUGCCCACCUUCCCACCCGACUACGGCUUCCCCGACCGGAAAGAGCGCGUGAUGGUAGCCACACAGCAGGAGAUGAACGAUGCGCAGCUGAUGCUCAGCCAGCGGGACUACUGUGCACACCACCUCAUCCAGCUGCUCAAGUGCAAGCGUGACAACUUCCCCAACUUCCUAGCCUGCAAGCAUGAGCGGCACGCCUGGGACUACUGUGAGCAUCUCGACUAUGUGCAGCGGAUGAAGGAGUUCGAGCGAGAGCGGCGGCUGCUGCAGCGAAAGAAGCGGCGGGAACAGCGGGAGGCUCGGGCAGCCCAGGGCCACGGCUCAGGAGAAGUGGCCCCUGAGGUGGCCCUGUAGCAUCGCCCACCACCACAUGGAUGAGAAAAGAAAUAAAAAGUGCCCAGCACUCAA
Heterocephalus glaber (naked mole-rat) is the source of this 561-nucleotide messenger RNA. It is a transcript of the gene Ndufb7, whose product is annotated as NADH:ubiquinone oxidoreductase subunit B7. NCBI's taxonomy places the organism in Eukaryota, Metazoa, Chordata, Mammalia, Rodentia, Bathyergidae. Gene Ontology annotation, cellular component: mitochondrion; respiratory chain complex I. The record is from RefSeq and is a predicted model, not a curated record.